AUGUCGAUUGGAGACUAUCUCAUUCUCGUUCAGCACUUUUCUUUGAUCUUGAUCAUCACUUGCCCCACAUGGAUUCUCUGCAAGGGAAAGAAGAAACCACCUCCGAAUAAAACAAGUAAAGGAUCUGGAUCCAAUGAACCACCACAGAAACCUCCAAGUGCGGAUGUUGCUGCAAGUCAGAAAAGUGGGGUGAAAGAAGAACCGAAGAAAGAAGAAGAGGGAGUGAAGACUGAAGGAGAAUCAAAAGAAUCAAAAGAAGGAGAUAAGAAAGAGGGAGGAGGCAGUGGAAGUGCAGAUGCACAGAAAGAUCCUUCACUCAAACCAUUCCCUAAAUUUGAGAUGCCAACAGAGAGCAAGAAAAACAAGAAAAUGUUAGAGGCUGAGAAAGACAAAAAAGAGAAGAUGAAACAAGGAUUUUAUCAACAGAAAUCAGACGAAGAUGAUACUCUUGAGAAGAAACCAUAUCUGGAACAAAUCUCUUCAAUUUGUCAACAUCAUUGGUUCUAUUCUUUCAUUAAAAGAUACGAGAAAUCACUGAAUAGUUUCUAUUCGUAUAUGGGAAGUGUUCUUAAAUCAAAGAAGCCGUGUGGUCUCUGUUCUUACAAACAAUCAUGUGGAUUCGGAGGAGCCGUUAAAUGCAAUCAGAGUCCGUUGUCAGUCGAAGGAACCCGCCCAUUCCUUCCAUUUUAUGUCGCUGAAAGAGUAUGCAGUGAACGAGAUUUGGGAAAAACUCAAGUUGAUUCCUGUGUUGUUGAUUAUGAUGCUUUGAUGGCAAAUGGAAAAGAGUGUCAACUUUGGCCAUCUGCAAAAGUAGAUCUGUCAGAUAUUGAACCAGCAUUCCGAGAGCAUGUUCAUAAUCUUAGUUGGUAUACUUGUCUCCCACAAAAUAGAAAACUUCGUAAGGGGCGUGGAAAGAAUGCAAAAUUCCGCACGGAGAAAGUGUGUCGUUGCUGUUGUUUCCCAUUCCGUCCAAAUCCGAAAACAUUCAAGUGUGAACAUGUUCCUGGCAGUGCUGUUGCACCUGGAAUGGAUCUCCUCGCUGGCGAGUUUAAUAGAAAACGAAAAAGGGUUUAA
Molecule: messenger RNA, 1074 nt
Organism: Caenorhabditis remanei
Lineage: Eukaryota; Metazoa; Nematoda; Chromadorea; Rhabditida; Rhabditidae
Exons: 8
Coding region: 1-1074 (357 amino acids)
Source: RefSeq, a predicted model, not a curated record